CAGAUCCUAUUUAUUAUACUUACCCUCUUUCAAUUCAUUCACCGAUUUCCUGCUGUUAUAAGGCUCUACAGUACAUGCAUGUGCUCUUUUCCCUCUCUCUAGAAUUAUUACCUCUUGGAAAUUCUUGGAUCUUGGAUUUCUUAGCUGGAAAAUUUUCAUAAUUUGGUAUGUUAAUCUAAUAAUCUUCUACAAGAACAACUCAAAGUGGGUUUUCAGCAGCCCAAGAAACUCAACCCCCACCACCACUCUCUCCUAAAGAAAAGAAAAAAGAAACAAAAAUACAAAAUAAGAGUUUGCCUUUUGUCAAUAAUGCCUGCAAGUUUGAGAAUAUAGAAAGCAUUGAGAAGAGAAAAGAAAGAUUAUUUUUGUAGUCUGCAAAUUCUGAAAUGAGUUCACGUGAAGACUAUGCUGGUAUGUCCGUGAGUUUUGCAAGCAACAAGUUGGAAAUACGAUGCGUUCAACCGUUUCUGAUCCUCCCUUUGAUUGAAGUAGCGUUUUCGAAUUUCUGAGCUGCCCAGCGCUCUGCUUAUAUGUUUGGAGUCGUCGUUUUUGAGUCCAAAGGGAAGAAACAGUGAAAUUGGCGCCUUUUUAGGAAAUUAUUGAUGGGGAUGUUUGCUUGUGGAAAAUGGUGGAUCUGAAGGUCUUUGGGUUUAUUUAUUUGUUUAAUUCUUUUUUGAAAGUGAUUAAUGAUUUGGAUUAAAAGCGCCAAAACAAGAGUACAAUGAAAAGGAGCACACUAACAGAGAAAAGUGCAGUUGGCCUUUUUGGCCUUUGAUGAUGAAUAAUUUUAUUCCCUGUUUUUGGAGUUGCAGUAAUGUCACUCUUUAUGGAAACUAAACCAAAACCAAGCCUAAUGAUAUCUUUCAAAGGGUUUCGUUUCAGACUAUGAUCUGAGCCUUGUAUUGCAUUUCUAUUCUAUACCUAGUACCGGCGGCGGCGGCGGCGGCGGCGGAGUAUUGAUUUUCCAACAUGAUGGAACCUCCGGCUCCGGCGUUGGCUUCAAGGUACUAUUUUCUCUGUUUGUUUUUAUUCUCUGUUAUUUCUCUUCUUUCUCCGGUUACGUCAAGUGAUGCAGAGGCGCUUUUGAAACUCAAGUCAUCAAUUGAUCCAUUAAACUCACUGCCAUGGCGAGAAGGAAGUGAUUUCUGCAAAUGGCGAGGGAUCAAAGAGUGCAAGAAUGGUAGGGUGACUAAGCUUGUUCUGGAGCAUCUUAAGUUGAGUGGUACUUUAGAUGGAAAAACCCUAAAUCAGUUAGAUCAACUUCGCGUUUUAAGCUUUAAAGGGAAUUCAAUUUCAGGCCCAAUACCUAAUCUUUCUGGCCUAAUCAAUCUCAAAUCCCUUUUCCUCAAUAACAAUAAUUUCUCCGGCAAUUUCCCUGAUUCUAUUGCCAGUCUACAUCGAUUAAAAGUCAUAGUUUUAGCCGAAAACCAAAUCUCUGGUCCAAUCCCAAUAUCACUUCUCAAACUCAACCGAUUAUAUCUUCUUUACUUGCAAGACAACAGUUUUAUCGGAACAAUUCCUCCUUUGAACCAAACAAGCCUCAGAUUCUUCAAUGUGUCUAAUAAUAAACUGUCUGGUCCGAUUCCCUUGGCUCCAGCUUUGAUUCGGUUCAAUACAUCAUCGUUUUCUGGUAAUGUUGCUCUCUGCGGCGAACAGAUUCAAAAUCUAUGUAAUAAUACAGCGUUUGGGCCAACGGCCGGCCCUGCUUAUCCUACAACGCCGAGAUCAAAGGCGAAAUCCAAGCGUAGUAAAUUGAUCAAAAUUAUUGCAGGGAGCGUAGGUGGGUUUUUGCUGCUUUGCUUAAUUUGUUUACUCGUACUAUGCUUGGUAUGCAAAAAUCGCGGUAAAAAACGGGAUAACGUAAGAAUUAAAGGCAAAGGGGUGGUUGCCGGUGAUAAUGGCGGCGCCGGAAAUGGUGGUAACGUUGGAGGUGGUGGGGGUGGCAUGGGUGGUAAUAAUAGCGGAACACAAGGUGGUUUUUCAUGGGAGGGAGAAGGGUUAGGUACUUUAGUAUUCUUGGGUGCAGGGGAUCAGCAGAUGAGUUAUAGCUUAGAGGAUUUAUUAAAGGCGUCAGCAGAGACAUUAGGAAGAGGUACGAUGGGAAGUACGUAUAAAGCUGUAAUGGAAUCUGGAUUCAUCGUGACCGUUAAAAGGCUAAAAGAUGCAAGAUAUCCAAGGUUGGAGGAGUUUAGGAGACACAUGGAACUUAUUGGUAGGUUAAGACAUCCUAAUCUGGUCCCACUCAGAGCUUAUUUCCAGGCUAAGGAGGAACGCUUGCUUGUAUAUGAUUAUUUCCCCAACGGCAGUCUCUUCUCUCUCCUUCACGGAACAAGGACUUCCGGGGGUGGAAAGCCUCUUCACUGGACUUCUUGCCUCAAAAUAGCGGAGGACUUGGCAACUGGACUGCUGUAUAUCCAUCAGAACCCUGGCUUGACACACGGAAAUUUGAAAUCCUCAAAUGUGCUAUUAGGGCCUGAUUUUGAGUCCUGCCUCACUGAUUAUUGCCUGACUAUGUUUCGAGAUCCGGACUUGAUUGAGGAACCCAGUGCAACUUCUCUUUUCUAUAGAGCACCUGAAAGUCGGGACUUGCGAAAACCUUCCACUCAACAAGCUGAUGUCUACAGCUUUGGUGUUCUCUUGUUGGAACUUCUAACUGGAAAAACCCCUUUCCAAGAUCUUGUUCUGGAACAUGGUUCAGACAUACCUAGGUGGGUUCGGUCAGUCCGUGAGGAAGAGACGGAGUCCGGAGAUGAACCUAACUCAGGUAAUGAGGCAGCUGAGGAGAAACUUCAGGCUCUUGUAAAUGUUGCAAUGGCUUGUGUCUCACUGGCACCAGAUAACCGGCCAACUACGAGGGAAGUGUUGAAGAUGAUAAGAGAUGCAAGAGCAGAAGCUCAAGCUUCAUCCAACAGUAGUGACCAUUCGCCUGGAAGAUGGUCAGACACGGUUCAGAGUUUGCCUAGAGAAGAACAUUUGAGCAUUUGACAACCGGUUAGUGAUUAGUGAAGUUAGUGUCUUCAAUUAAUGUAUUCUGAUUUUUAUUUAAUUUUUGAAAAUGAAUCUCGAUUCUUCAACCAGGCACUGUAGAGUCUACUGAUGUAAAGUUUCCACAUUUUAUUCUUGAUUUGUUAGUUGAGUUAGUUAGCAUAUAAGUUGGAGUUGCUUAAUCCGCAAUUUGACAUUUGUUGAGUCCUUGAUUUUAUGAUUUGAUGCAAUUCUUGUAUUUUACUCAAAACAAAUUCAACAGAGUGAUUUAAAUUUAGUC
Molecule: messenger RNA, 3265 nt
Organism: Jatropha curcas
Lineage: Eukaryota; Viridiplantae; Streptophyta; Magnoliopsida; Malpighiales; Euphorbiaceae
Product: inactive leucine-rich repeat receptor-like serine/threonine-protein kinase At1g60630
Biological process (GO): protein phosphorylation
Molecular function (GO): protein kinase activity; protein binding; ATP binding
Source: RefSeq, a predicted model, not a curated record